Messenger RNA from Cuscuta europaea, 4151 nucleotides. NCBI's taxonomy places the organism in Eukaryota, Viridiplantae, Streptophyta, Magnoliopsida, Solanales, Convolvulaceae. The record is from the annotation of a GenBank genome assembly.
AUGACAUCGGUAGACCAGCCUUUGCGAACAAAUUUGGUUUAUAUGGAAAGUGCUUGUGAUCUAUGGAACAAUUUGGAGCAGCGGUUCGCCGUAGGCGAUGUGAUGCGGACACAUGAGUCGAAGGAGCUGAUCCGGAAUUGCUGGCAGAAUGGACAAACCAUCACCACCUACUUUGGGCGAUUGAAGGCCUACUAGGACGACUAUGAUGAAUUUCGAAAUAUUCCCUAAUGUACGUGCGGUUCUUGUACGUGCAAUCUCAAAAAAUUGUUUCUCAAGCAUGUGGAGACGAAGAAGAUCCAUGAUUUUUUGAUGGGCCUUGAUCACGAGGUUUACGGGAAUUUACGUUCAAAUAUUCUUAGUUUGGAUGAACUUCCCUCAUUGACCAAGGUGUAUCACAUGGUGAUACAAGAAGAAAGGCAUCACAACUUGACGAAGGGAAAGGAGCAAAAAACCGAAGCAGUAGCCUUUAUUGCACGCACUGGACCUAUCGGUGGGCCAAGGGAGGAACGGCCGAAAUGUUCUUUCUAUCACAAAACAGGGCAUGAAGUGGAAAACUGCUUCCGCCGCACCGGGAACUACCCGGACUGGUGGUAUGAAAAUCCGGGAAGAGGACGUGGUGGACGAGGCGUGGAGGACUUGGACGUAGAGGAUCUGGACGCACCAAUGGACGCGAAACCGUGCAUGCCUUGCACGUAGGUGACUACCGGGAUGAUGGCGAUGUUAUGCGUGAAACAAAGGAGGCACCCAUGCAUAAACCGGAAUUCACCGAUGAGCAAUGGAAGUCUCUUUUGAAAUUCAUGGAAAAGUGUAAGAUCACUUCCUCGGAGGAGAAGCUCACAGGACCUACCUACGAGGACGCCGAUUGGAGUGGGUGAGCGACGAGGGGGAGUUUAUUAUUUCCGGAGUCUCGAUCGGGCAAAAGCAUACGCGGUGGAGAAAUCCAACUCAAGUGAUUUGUGGCAUUCUCAGUUGGGGUAUUCGUCAGUGAAAGUUUUACGGUUGCUUGGUUAUUUAAAUAAAAGUUUGUUACAUACGGUCCAGAAUAAUGCAUGUGAUGCCUGUUUGCGAGUGAAACAAACACAUGAUGUUUUUACUAUUAAUAAUGCUCGUGCCAUUGAACCUUUUGAAUUGAUUCAUUGUGAUAUUUGGGGCCCAUAUCGUACAUUAUCUACUUGUGGUGCACAUUAUUUUUUGACUAUGGUAGAUGAUUUUUCUAGAGCUGUUUGGGUUCAUCUGAUGCGUGAUAAAAGUGAGGUGAAAAAUAUUCUAAAACAGUUUAUUGCCAUGACUAGUCGUCAAUUUAACAAAAUUGUGAAAGUGGUGCGAAGUGACAAUGGCAAGGAAUUUACUAGUCUUCGCGAAUAUUUUUUGACACAAGUCAUAAUUUUCCAAACCUCAUGCGUUUACACACCUCAAAAAAAUGGUAGAGUCGAGAGGAAACAUAGGAAUAUUUUGGACGUUGCUAGGACUCUAAGGUUUCAUGCCAAUUUACCAAUAAAGUUUUGGAGUAAAUGCAUUUUGACAGCUGGGUACUUGAUCAACCGAUUGCCUUCUCCGGUUAUAGACAACAAAAGCCCAUAUGAAUUGCUCUAUAACAAACCGCCCCUCUAUGAUCAACUUAGGGUCUUUGGUUGUCUAUGUUAUGCUCAUGAGGUCAAUGUUUCACGUGACAAAUUUGGACCUCGGGGUGUGAAAUGUGUUUUUUUGGGUUACGCAUAUUCUCAAAAGGGUUGGAAGGUUUUUGAUCUUCAACAUGGACGUCACUUUAUUUCCUGGGGCAUCAAAUUCAUUGAACACUGCUUUCCUUUCAUAUAGGAGGCAACAGGCUUUGACGAUCGAGUAGAUGGUAUGCAUGCAUACGAGGGAGACGUACGACGACAUGAAUUUGAUGAUGAGAUUCCACUGGGUAACGUAGCCCAUAAUAACGACGUGCAUGGGAUUGAUAGUGACGAGCAACAGGCAGGUCUACAAGCCUCUUCUGGAAACCACGCGCAUGACACUGAGCAGUCAACUGUCCAACAUUCGGUCAACACAUUUGGAAACGAUACUUCAGCUCCUGUUGACACUAUUCGACGGGGGGCUCGCUCACGACAAACUCCGGCAUGGCAUAAGGACUAUGAUGUGCAGAUGAACACGGUUAUAAUAAACCCACCCCGCCAGUAUCCCUACUUCUUCGGCCGACUCAGCAGCUAUUUCUACGACUAAAGAGCCCGCUAGCUUCGGGGAGGCAGUUCAUGAUCCGAGAUGAAGGGAUGCUAUGACUCAAGAAAUUCAAGCAUUGGAGCGAACGAGGACGUGGCAAAUUCAAGACUUGGCACCUGGCAAGAAGGCGAUUUAUUGCAAAUGAGUAUAUAAGAUCAAAUAUAAAAAUGAUGGCUCGGUGGAACGAUACAAGGCACGUUUUGUAGUUUCUGGCAACAAACAAGUCCAAGGGAUUGAUUUAGUGAGACCUUUGCUCCGGUUGCGAAAAUGGUGACGAUUCGUACUAUUUUGGUUGUUGCUGCUUCUCGUCAUUGGGAGUUGCACCAAAUGGAUGUGGAUAACGCCUUUUUGCAUGGAGACCUUCAUGAAGAUGUGCACAUGCAUUUGCUGCACGGUUAUUCUACAACCUCAUCCGGGAAGGUAUGUAAAUUGCUCCGGUCGCUCUAUGGUCUUCGCCAGGCCCCGCGGUGUUGGUUUUCUAAGCUUACCACUUCCUUACGGGCAUAUGGAUUUUUAAUCACAUGCGGACUAUUCCUUAUUCACCAUGCGUAGGGAUAAUCGAAUAUUAUGCAUCCUUAUUUAUGUUGACGAUUUAUUGAUAACCAAGAAUGACCGGGACAUGAUUACUCAAUUCAAGAAAUUUCUGGCAGCCACCUUCCCGGUCAAGGACCAGGGUGUAAUGAAAUAUUUUUUGGGAAUUGAGAUGGCACACAAUCCUACAGGUAUUUUCUUGUGCCAACGAAAAUAUGUACUUGACAUUUUGACAGAAACCGGGCUAUUGGGAUCCAAACCGGCGGUGUUUCCUAUGGUACAAAAUCAUCGACUUCAGUCUGUUUCUGGCCCCGGUUUCCAUGAUCCCGAAAGAUAUAGAUGGCUUGUCGGGAAAUUGAUUUACUUGACCCUGACCAGACCGGAUAUAUGUUACUCCGUUCACAUACUAUCUCAGUUCAUGCAAAAUCCCAAGGUGGCACAUUGAGAGGCUGUACUUCGUGUGUUACGGUAUCUCAAAGGAUGUCCGGGACAGGGUAUUUUGUUAUGCUCCGAUUCACCACUCUCUCUCGUUGGGUACUGUGACGCCGACUGGGCAACUUGCGCCAUCACACGCCGAUCGGUCACAUAUUAUUUUGUCACUUUGGGAUCAUCUCCCAUUUCAUGGCGCACCAAGAAGCAAGUUACUGUUCACGCUCCUCCGCCGAAGCUGAAUAUCGGGCUAUGACAUCGUUGACCUGGGAACUCAUUUGGUUGCGCAAUCUUCUUCGAUCAUUGGGAGUCUCCCAUGGUAAACCAAUCACUAUAUACUGCGAUAAUCAAGCCGCUAUACACAUUGCUUCUAAUCCCGUUUAUCAUGAACGCACAAAACACAUCGAGCUUGAUUGUCACUUUAUUCGGGAUCACAUUCAGGCCGGUACGAUCAUUCCAUCUUAUACCGCUACAACCGAACAGCCUGUCGACUUAUUUACUAAAGCCCUUGGAGCUUAUCAAUUUUCCUACUUACUUGGCAAGAUGGACAUUUGGAAUCCCCAUGCUCCAUCUUGACGAGGGGUGUUGGAAUUAUUAUUAUGUACAAAUAUUUUUUGUCACAUUUUUUGUAGUACGUAGCUUGUGUCUUAGAUAGAAGGUGUAGAUCUUUAUUUUCUUUCCCCUUUUGCUCCAUGAUUCUCGCCGUUACCAUGCAACGUACGGGAGACGUUUUGUAUAGUAGCAUGUAUAUAUGACCAUGCAUGGGUCAUUCCAAUGAUGCAGGUGAAUGCAUAAAAUUUCCUUCCUUGUUCGACACAACUUUACAUUUGCUGAGAUUUUCGGUGGCAUUAUGAUUGCAGCACACACUCUAAAAAAGAUAUACUUAGAAGAUGCUAAUGUUCUGUGUUAUCCAUUUUUAAUUUGAAUGUCUCUUUAUCUAACAUCCUUGAUACGUAGUAGAAAAUAGAGGGAUGGAUGACUGACCUAGC